AUGAUGAGGACUCUUACCGAAGUAGUCGACCAUCUGGCUGCUGAACAGCCAGACGGUCUCUGGGUGAAGGCUGGGGCCUUAGACAAUGGAGUUAUAUCCUGGAGUGACAUUACCUGGGCCCAACUAGCCAGGGCGGUUGACUACAUUUCGCAUUGGAUGGAAGCUCGACUUGGACCCCCAGCAGAAAACGAGACUAUGGGGUAUAUGGGAAUUAGCGAUAUCAGAUAUCCCAUCAUGAUCCUCUCUGCAAUGAAGACGGGGUACAAGAUUCUCCUAGCAUCGCCCCGUAACUCUCAAGAUGCCCAAGUCUCUUUGCUCAAAUUGACACUAUGCAAAAAAUUCCUCCACACGCCCGAAUUCGCCGCCCAGAUGCAAGGCUUAGCCAUGCACCAUUCAGAGCUCAACCCCGUUGAGAUUCCAUAUCUGGAUGAGAUUUUGCAGCCUGAGCCCGCCUCGAAACCGUACUACAACUUUCGCCGUCCUCGAGAGGAUGAUGCUGCGAUUAUCCUACACUCUAGCGGAUCAACAGGCCUGCCCAAACCCAUCUUCAUCCGGACCGGAGCCCUGGUGGCCGUGGAUACCAUCACAUCCAUGUCCGCUCCAAUUGGGCGCAGAAAUAUGCAUGACGAACUAUUCGCUCCUACGCUGAUGGUGUCGAUGAUGCCCUUUUUUCACAUAAUGGGAAUCGUGACGCUAGCCCGCUCCAUAUAUCACCAAGGCCCACUGGCUUUGUUGCCACCCGGGCAGCCAGUCACGGCAGAUCUAUUGAUUAGUGCGAUCAUGCAAGGGAGGCCAAGCGUGGCUGCAUUUGCACCGUCUGUCCUAGAAGAAAUAUGCAACUUACCCAAUGGCCUCGAGGCGCUGUCUACGCUGGACUACGUUUUCUACGGUGGUGCCCCACUGGCGCGCUCCUGUGGUGAUCAAAUCGCACGAGUCACCAACUUGCAAGUCUCCAUUGGCAGCACGGAGAUUUUGAACGCCCCCAACUACCUUACCCAAGAACCGGAUGACUGGGAGUACUUUGAAUGGAGUGCCGAAGCAGGCAUUGUCAUGGAGCCGGCGACGGAGGGCUCGUUUGAGAUGGUGAUCAAACAGAAAAUGGAUCGACGACAUCAAAUUGUCUUUCACAACUUCCCUGAGCUCUCCGAGUGGCGUACCAAAGACCUAUUCGAGCAACACCGUACCAAACCCAACCUCUGA
Penicillium soppii is the source of this 1200-nucleotide messenger RNA. RefSeq lists its product as uncharacterized. The transcript has a single exon. The record is from RefSeq and is a predicted model, not a curated record. The coding region runs from base 1 to 1200 and encodes 399 amino acids. NCBI's taxonomy places the organism in Eukaryota, Fungi, Ascomycota, Eurotiomycetes, Eurotiales, Aspergillaceae.